CAAAAUAUGACGUUAAAUGCACGGCGUUCAAUUGCGGAUUGUUCGCAUGGCAGUUUCUUCAAACGACUGAACUUGCUUGCUCAAAUUGCAGCUUUCAUUGUGUGAAUAAAAUAAAAAUAUAGGAAAUGCCUUCAUGAGUUUCAGAAGUCCAUAAAAAAAACUUAACCUCAAAAUAUGCUCCAAAGAAAAGGAUUCAAUACUGUUUAAGCUGAAUUAAAUAUUGGUGUGCAGGAUUAUAUAAGAGCACAUUUAUUUUAUUACAAAAAUUAUUUAUUAAAAUGAGAAGGAUUUCAACCCGAACUUUAAUGAAAGUCGCCGCCUAUGGCGCAGUAGUUGUUGUUGGCACUGGUUUAUACCUCCAAAAUUCUGUAAAACAGAAUAUCAGAAACACAGAAUUUUACAAAUCAGCAUUAAAAACAUUAAGAGCUCAUCCAGGAGCUAUCCAAUUCCUAGGUGAACCCAUUAAAGACAAUGGAUUUAAUUAUAGAGACACACAAAACAAUAAUUUUGAUGAUACAAAAGCUACAUUUGCUGUUAACGUUACCGGCUCAAAGGACAAAGGUGUAAUGUAUUUCUGGGCAGAUAAGUUAGAAAAUGAAUGGAAUGUUAAUCGAAUGGAGCUGGAACUGAAAAGCAGACCUAACGAAAGGCUAAAAAUUGUUGGAGAUUCUCAAACAUCAAAGUAGUCAUGAAUUAAAGGU
Messenger RNA from Ctenocephalides felis (cat flea), 701 nucleotides. RefSeq lists its product as uncharacterized. The transcript has 2 exons. Gene Ontology annotation, cellular component: mitochondrial inner membrane. Lineage: Eukaryota; Metazoa; Arthropoda; Insecta; Siphonaptera; Pulicidae. The record is from RefSeq and is a predicted model, not a curated record. Bases 279 to 686 code for a protein of 135 amino acids. Gene Ontology annotation, biological process: mitochondrial respiratory chain complex I assembly; mitochondrial respiratory chain complex IV assembly.